AAUUUCAAACACCCUCUCCCCAUUCAAACCCGUCCCAAUCGACCACCAGACACAUCUCCCCCUCGAUCGCCUCCGCUCACGCCUCCGACGCCCGCUGCCCAGGCCGCCGCCCGCCGUCGCACCCAUUCGUGCCGGCAGAGCCGAGCCCAUCCAGUCCGCCGCUUCGCCCGACCUCAGCGCAGCCUCUCCUUCUUCUUCUUCAUCCUCCGUUCCUCUGCCGUGCCGCCGCGUCGUCACCGUCAACCCAGCGUCCGACCAGGCGCACCAGACCAGUACGCGUUGCCCUGGUUCCGUCGUCAAGCCUCUCUUCUCUUUCCCGCCGGCCGAGCCCUGAAGAGCAGCUCCUCCUGUUCGGAAAGAUAGAAAGAAAGGGAAAUGGAAACAAAAAUUGGGGAACAAGAACAGGAGAUUGAGAAAGAAUUAUGCAAUGGGGUCUUGUCUCUGUUGGUCCCUCCACUGCCACCACCACCACCGCCGCCACCACCAUCACCACCAACCCCACCGCCACCUUGGAUUGAGUUGCCAGACGAUGUGACGAUCAAUAUCCUGCAAAGGCUGGAUGUUGUAGAGAUCUUGGAAAGUGCACAGAGAGUGUGCACAAGCUGGUGGAGAAUCUGCAAACAUCCUUCCAUGUGGACAGUAAUCGAUAUGGAAGAUUACUGGCCUUACAACAAUUCUGAAAUCGCCUGCCGCGAAGCUGUUGGCCGUAGUCAGGGACAGUUAAUCGACAUUAGCAUCGAGUUUUUUGGAACCCCUGAGUUGAUUUGCUACAUUUCAGAAAGGUGCAGUCAACUUAAACGCCUCAAGCUCUUGAAUUGGUCUUAUAAGCUGACCCCUUGUUUGCAAGGAGCAUUUCGAAAAUUUUCUGCACUAGAAGAACUGUAUCUUCUCUGUAAUGGUAAUUCCCCGGAGGAUAUCGAAUUCAUCGGCACAUCUUGCUGUAAGUUAAAGUCCUUCGCACGGAGCACUCCCUUUAAACCAUUAUUUUAUGGACAGGAUGCAAAAGAUUCAUAUGCUCUCGCCGUUGCCAAAAGCAUGCCAAACUUGCAGAACUUGUGGCUUUUUGAAGACCAUAUGACGAAUAAGGGACUGAUUGCAAUUCUUGAGGGUUGUUCGCGCCUCCAAUAUCUAAGCAUAUGGCAUCGUUUCGAUAUUGAUAUAAAAGGGUGUUUAGGCAAGCGAUCUUUUCAGAAGCUUAAAGCCGUGCAAUGCCCUCAUGGUUCGAAAAAUUGUUUCAAACGGUCUUGUUCGAUGCUCAACCGUCGCGUAGAGGCAUUCAGACUCGCACCUGCUUAAUAUCGACUCUCAUACAUUUUGUUAGAUAUCCUAGCUUGGGGGAUGGUUAGGGUGCUGCAUGCUAUUUUUCAACUCAACACAUGUUAUAUGUACAAACAGCACACAAUAUUAUUACAUACAGAAAAAGUUGUCUAUAAUAAAAGUAUGUGUUGUUUUUUUAUAAUAACAAAUGUGUUGUAUAAGGGUAGGUCAUGUGCUAAAAUCAACUGUUGUGUGUUUUGUAAGAAACUAUAACAUGUGUUGUUAAUUCAUGUGUUGUAUUUGUAAUAUAUUAACAUAUACAAUGUAUUGUUUGUAAUAAUACUGUGUGCUGUCAGACAACACACGAUGUGCUGUUGAGACUAUAAUAUGUGUUUUUUGUUUA
Andrographis paniculata is the source of this 1660-nucleotide messenger RNA. RefSeq names its product putative F-box/LRR-repeat protein 23. The transcript is spliced from 3 exons. The record is from RefSeq and is a predicted model, not a curated record. The coding region runs from base 376 to 1296 and encodes 306 amino acids. Lineage: Eukaryota; Viridiplantae; Streptophyta; Magnoliopsida; Lamiales; Acanthaceae. Gene Ontology annotation, molecular function: protein binding.